Dendroctonus ponderosae (mountain pine beetle) is the source of this 1227-nucleotide messenger RNA. RefSeq lists its product as uncharacterized. Bases 448 to 957 code for a protein of 169 amino acids. The transcript is spliced from 4 exons. Gene Ontology annotation, biological process: positive regulation of voltage-gated potassium channel activity; regulation of synaptic transmission, cholinergic; sleep. Lineage: Eukaryota; Metazoa; Arthropoda; Insecta; Coleoptera; Curculionidae. The record is from RefSeq and is a predicted model, not a curated record.
CUGACAACGUCGUAAUAUUAAGCGCAAUUUUGUUUACCUCGAGCGAACGCGUGUAGUCCGCCGUUGACAAUCAAAAUUUAAACAACUCCCCAGACUUUACCAUAUAAAUAACUUAAUAAAUGCCAACAGGUUUAACAAGCUGAUCUAAUAAAUGUAAUUGUUUAUAUUUCAAUGCGGUUUUCCUUCGGCAAAUCGAAAAGAUAUCACAUUAAUAGUGCAAAGUGCGCGGCUUUUAAUAAUAUUUAUUUUGUUAUUUAUGUUUGCAGCAUGUAUGUGAUGUAGAUGCAUAUCCGAUAAGUCCACGAUUAAAAUAGCAAGUCAUCUUCUGGCAUUUGAUGAAUGAAGACGAGUAAUGAAGAACUGUCUUCAUUGCAUAUUGCCUAAUAGAAUUAUAUUGCAAUUAGUUCCUGACUUAUGUAUGCCGAUGUCGAUAUAAAACAGUGAACGAUGCUGCUCGAUUCGGGCAAAGACUGUGUCUCUGUGAUAUUAGUUUUAUUCAUACAAAAUUUCCUUGGAUCAGAAGCCAUCGAAUGUUAUAAAUGCGCAUUUGCUCCAUACAUUUACUUCACCAAUGAAUCAUCUUUUUGUAAAGAUUUUGACCAUUCUAACAGAUUCAUAGUAGAUUGCCCUUACUCGACGUUUUGUGUAAAAAAGAACACGUACGCUAUUAUUAACGGAGUGUCAAUAAAUGGUACUGAAAGAGAUUGUGCGUCCCAAAAACUUGACACGCAACGUUUAAGUAAUGGUAAAUGGCAUCCUGAAACCAGAGUGGAAGAACCAUAUGAAGAAGGGUGUAAGGCAAAUGAAGAUAAAGGUCUGAGAACAGCUUAUGUAGAACACUGCUAUUGUAGAGGCGAAUUGUGUAAUUCAGGCAAAACUGUAUUCGAAUUUGGACUUUUUACAAUUCUAUUAAAUUCUCUAGCUGUACAUCAGGCUGUUGGCUUUAUGUUCUUAUAAUAAAUGUUUUCCUGAUAAUUAUUAAAUAAAUUAAAAGACAAAGUGCAUAUAAAAAUACAAAAGAAUAUAGUAAAAAUUAUGUAGAUAACUUAAGUAGAUAAUCAGGUUUAUAUUAUUAUUAGUUUCUAUAUAUGCGAUUGCUUUGACGCAAGGCAAUCACUACCAGUACAGCAUUUGUUGGUAUCGUGUUAUCUUGAAAAUGACAAAGUACACAUUAUCAGUUAUGUUGAACGCAUAAUGUAACAAUAAAAAAAAUGGAAUAAAUUUAAA